UUUUUUUUUUUUUCCUUUUUUAUUAUCAUUACUGCAUAUUUUCCUCAUUGGCAUAAAAGUACUAUUAACGACUAUUACUAAAAGACAAGAACAACAAGGAAAAAAAGAAGCAGCAAUGUCAUCAAUACCAACUAAUGAUCCAUUCAAUGAAAAAUGUAAAUCAUGUAUUUUACUUGUUGGACAACUUUAUUUGGAUUAUAUAUUGCAUGUGAAUGAAUUUCCCAAGGAAGACUUAAAAGUUCGAGCCAACUAUGCAGAACAACGAACAGGGGGGAACACAUGCAAUACAGCAAAAGUACUAGUCCAAUUUCAGAAGCAAAACAAUAUCUAUUAUAUGUCGGCUGUUGGAUCUCGUGAAACAUCAGGUCAUAUUAUAGAAGCAUUACGCCAUCAAUCUAUCCAAACAGAUGAUACAAUCAUUUAUAGACAUGAUAAAAUAACACCUUCUUCAACUAUCAUUCAUAGUGAAAAGACUGGAUCAAGAACGAUUAUAUCCAAUCAUCAACUAGAAAGUAUAACCUUUAAAGAAUUUGUUCAAUUAUUUGAAAAAAUAUAUCAACGCUCUUCAUCGUGGUGGGUUCACUUUGAAGGACGUAAUAUAGCAGAAACCCUUCAACAAAUUGAUUGGCUGAAUGAAAAAGCCAUUUCAGAAAAUUGGAGACAUCAAUUAACUAUUUCAGUUGAAGCAGAGAAGCCUGAAAGAGCAGAUAUGGAGCAACUUAUUAGACGAGGUGACGUUGUGUUUCUCUCAAAGGUAUUUGCUCAACAUCAUAACCAUCAUAGUUCAAAAUCCUUCUUGACUGAAUCUACUUUAUUACAACAAAAUCUGAAAUCCAAUGCAAAGGCAUUUUGUACUUGGGGUUCAGAAGAAGCUUCUGCAUUGGAUAAUGAAACAAACCAAAUCUUUCAAUAUUCUCCAUUAUCAAUAGAGAAAGCCGUCGAUAGUGUAGGUGCAGGUGAUACAUUCAAUGCUGGUGUCAUUCAUUAUCUAUCAUCAUCAUCACAACAGUCACUAGGAAAUGCUUUAGAGUUUGCAUGUAAUUUAGCUACCAAGAAAGUUUCACAGCAAGGAUUUGAUGGUUUAAAAUGAAAUAUGACAUCAUAUCAUGCAUUUCAUUCUGAUCUGAUUGGAUAACUAACUAUUUUAUCAGCAUGUUUAAAUCUCCGCCUAUGUUUAUAUUGUGUACAUCUUCAUGUAUAAUAAAUACAAAAUGGAUUAAUAAACUUUAUGCAACCUAAUUAUAACGUC
Molecule: messenger RNA, 1249 nt
Organism: Cokeromyces recurvatus
Lineage: Eukaryota; Fungi; Mucoromycota; Mucoromycetes; Mucorales; Mucoraceae
Product: Ribokinase-like protein
Exons: 5
Coding region: 116-1090 (324 amino acids)
Molecular function (GO): kinase activity
Source: RefSeq, a predicted model, not a curated record